AUGUCGGAUGCACUCAAAGCUAUAACGGCAGUGUCUGCUGUCUCUUCAUUCGUUUUCGUGGGGUAUCGACCGGAUCUGUUACCGACUUCGCGGCCCUCAUACAUUGGAACCUUCGUGCUAUUAUGGAUAACUUCAUUUUUGGGUUGGGCGUUCUGGAAAGUUAUACUAUAUCCAAAGUAUUUCUCUCCACUACGGCAUCUGCCUAUGCCAAAGGGAGGUAGUUGGUGGAAUGGACAUUUCAAAGAGAUCUCCGCGAGAGCGACUGGAGAACCGCAUAUCGAAUGGGUCAAUACUAUACCUAACGAUGGCCUCAUUCGUUACCUGGGACUUUUGAACAGCGAGCGCCUCAUUGUCACCUCUCCCAAGGGAUUGAGCGAAGUCCUCACAACUCAGAAUUAUGAUUUCAUCAAGCCGAGUCAUGUCGCAAAAGGUCUAGGACGUCUUCUUGGGAUAGGGAUUCUGUUAGCAGAAGGAGACGAGCACAAGACGCAAAGGAAGAAUCUAAUGCCGGCAUUUGCAUUCCGUCACGUCAAAGAUCUCUACCCUACAUUCUGGUCCAAGUCCCGAGAAUUAGUUGCUGCUAUGACAGCACACAUCGAAGCAGGUGGAAUUCCCAAUGAUGAAUUGCCAGAGUACCAGAAGAGACCAGAUGUGGAGAAUGAUACGGCAGUUUUGGAGGCACACCAAUGGGCAAGCAGAGCUACCCUGGAUAUCAUUGGUGUGGCAGGUAUGGGACAUGACUUUGGCGCAAUCGCUGAUCCAACCUCAAUCCUUAACCAAACUUACCGCGCCGUUUUCAAACCUACACGCCAGGCUGCGAUUCUUGGACUUCUCAAUACCUUCCUCCCGCUCUGGAUUGUGCGGAAUAUUCCCAUCAAACGAAACGGCGAUAUCGCCUCUGCAGUUACUGUCAUCAGAGAUACAUGUCGUUUUCUUAUUCGAGAGAAGAAGGAGAAACUGGAGAAGAAAGAACUGCACGAUUGUGAUAUCUUGUCAGUGGCCAUGGAAUCUAGAUACUGGGGCGAAGAAGCGCUCAUCGACCAAAUGAUGACUUUCCUCGCAGCUGGCCACGAAACCACAGCUGCAUCAAUGACAUGGGCAACCUAUCUCCUCGCCAUCAAUCCAGGAAUUCAAGCCCGCCUCCGCGCCGAAGUCAGAGAAAAGCUGCCCAGUCCAGAUCUACUAGAUGAAGGUGUCACAGCUCAGCAAAUCGAUCAUCUACCUUACCUCAAUGCUAUCUGCAAUGAAGUUCUCCGCUACCGCUCUCCAGUUCCCUUGACACUCCGAGAUGCAGCUCACGACACCACUCUCCUCGGAACCGCCAUCCCUAAAGGGACCCGUGUCAUGCUUGUCCCAUGGGCAACGAACAAAACGGAAUCUCUUUGGGGAUCCGACGCCCGUGACUUCAAUCCCGACCGCUGGCUACCUUCCGAAAGCAAUCCCCACGCUGCAGGAAAUGGAGGCGCGAAGAGUAAUUAUGCUUAUUUGACUUUCUUGCAUGGACCUAGGAGUUGCAUUGGGCAGAGCUUUGCGAAGGCGGAGUUUGCUUGCUUGUUGGCUGCGUGGGUAGGUAGGUUUGAGUUUGAGGUUAAUGAUGAGAGGGAGUUGGAUGAGGAUAACAUUGUCAUCAAGGGGGGUGUCACGGCGAAGCCUUCGAGGGGGAUGUAUUUGAGGACUAAAGUUGUUGAGGGCUGGUGA
Mollisia scopiformis is the source of this 1698-nucleotide messenger RNA. Its product is annotated as cytochrome P450. NCBI's taxonomy places the organism in Eukaryota, Fungi, Ascomycota, Leotiomycetes, Helotiales, Mollisiaceae. Gene Ontology annotation, molecular function: heme binding; iron ion binding; monooxygenase activity. The transcript has 2 exons. Bases 1 to 1698 code for a protein of 565 amino acids. The record is from RefSeq and is a predicted model, not a curated record.